Molecule: messenger RNA, 813 nt
Organism: Olea europaea var. sylvestris
Lineage: Eukaryota; Viridiplantae; Streptophyta; Magnoliopsida; Lamiales; Oleaceae
Product: phytepsin-like
Exons: 3
Coding region: 520-798 (92 amino acids)
Biological process (GO): proteolysis
Molecular function (GO): aspartic-type endopeptidase activity
Source: RefSeq, a predicted model, not a curated record
GUCACUCCACUCAAAUCCGUUAAUAUACAACUAAUGGAAUGUUCCCGAGGAGUGACUUUUAUACAAAUUGGAGGAACGACAGUGAGCAUGUUUGGAUGGUUUAAGCUUUCAUUUUAUUGCCUUGUAAGUCACACCAUGUGUUCAUUCCGUUAGUUGGUAUCGAAGGAAUUUAGUGGAGUGACCAGCAGGAUAAUAAAUUGAAAGUUUAGUGCUGAUUUCAACAAAAAAUAAGAGUGAUUAAAAAUAGUGUAUAACCACUAGUUGAGUGCCCAAACAGGUUUUUAACCCAGUAAUAGUAUUCUCUUUGAUUUUCUAACAUUUACGUGUGCGUUGCAUUCAAGUUAUUUCACACUUGGUAUUUUGCAUUUUUAUAGGUACGAUAUGGUAAAUCAAGGUCUCGUUAAAGACCAAGUUUUUUUUAUUUUGGUUUAACCGCAAGCUAAUGACAAAAAUGGGGGUGAACUUGUUUUCGGUGGUAUUGAUUCUAAUCAUUUCAGGGGUGAACACACAUAUGUUCCCAUGACUCGGAAGGGCUAUUGGCAGUUUGAUAUGGGUGACAUACUAGUUGGCAACGAGAAAACAGGAUUUUAUUGUCGUGGUUGUUCAGCAAUUGCAGACUCUGGAACCUCAUUGUUGGCGGGACCAACAGUAUGUAUUCCACGUGACCUUUUAAACCUAUAUCAGGUUCAUUUGCAAUUCUUUUCUCCAGUGGUGCUUGACAGAUUUUUUAAUAAUCAUGUACUCUAUUAUAUGUCCAAUGAAAUAGACUUGUUGAUUAGAUUUUGGCAUGUACUUUAAUCACGCCUAUCUAAU